Messenger RNA from Durio zibethinus, 2386 nucleotides. Its product is annotated as WD-40 repeat-containing protein MSI4-like. The record is from RefSeq and is a predicted model, not a curated record. Gene Ontology annotation, molecular function: protein binding. NCBI's taxonomy places the organism in Eukaryota, Viridiplantae, Streptophyta, Magnoliopsida, Malvales, Malvaceae.
GCAAACUCUAACAUCUCAGAUGAAACGGGGACGUCCCAAUCCUUGACCAGUGAAAUCUAAAUGGUUGAAUCCCUAUACACGAGAGUUAGGGGUUGAAUAGCGAGAGCCCCUAUUGAACCGGUUCUGCCUCUACCAGCUUGCCGCGUGUACAUCAUUCUACUUCAAAGAGCGUAACCCAACAAAAACCCUCACAACCAUUUUUACUGUACUUUUUGUCACUCCCAUUCUCUUCCAAACCCCAUCACAGUCCCAGUAGGGUCCGGUCUCGGGUCCCCGGAAACCAAUCUUUUUUUUUUUGCUUUCUUUGCUUUUAAAGUACCAGCAACAUUCCCAAUCUCAAAAAUGGAGUCUCCCCAACCUCAACAACAGCAGCCCAAGAAGAGAGGCCGAAAACCAAAGCCAAAGGACGAGAAAGAACAGCAACAACAGCAAAGCGCUGGCAAAAUGAAAGAAGGAAAGAAAGCCCAACAACCAAGCGUUGAUGAGAAGUACACUCAGUGGAAGUCUUUGGUCCCUGUCCUCUAUGACUGGCUUGCUAAUCACAAUCUCGUCUGGCCUUCUCUUUCUUGCCGCUGGGGACCACAGCUUGAGCAAGCUACUUACAAGAAUCGCCAGCGUCUCUACCUCUCUGAACAGACUGAUGGUAGUGUUCCAAAUACUCUUGUGAUUGCGAAUUGCGAAGUUGUCAAACCUCGUGUUGCUGCUGCUGAGCACAUAUCUCAGUUUAAUGAAGAAGCUCGAUCACCAUUCGUGAAGAAGUACAAGACCAUUAUCCAUCCUGGAGAGGUGAACAGAAUCAGGGAACUUCCACAGAACUCUAAGAUUGUGGCCACUCACACUGAUAGUCCUGAUGUUCUUAUCUGGGAUGUUGAAGCUCAACCUAACCGUCAUGCUGUUCUUGGAGCAACAAAUUCUCGCCCAGAUUUGAUUUUGACUGGACAUCAAGAUAAUGCAGAAUUUGCUCUUGCAAUGUGUCCCACUGAACCCUAUGUGCUCUCUGGAGGGAAGGACAAAUCAGUGGUUUUAUGGAGUAUCCAGGACCACAUAACAACAACAGCUACAGACCCAACCAAAUCUCCAGGAUCUGGUGGGUCAAUCAUCAGACAGAACAAGCCUGAGGAAGGUAAUGAUAAAGCUCCCAACGGGCCUUCUGUAGGUCCUCGUGGUAUCUUCUGUGGGCAUGAGGAUACAGUUGAAGAUGUCACAUUCUGUCCAUCCAGUGCACAGGAGUUUUGUAGUGUAGGUGAUGAUUCCUGCCUCAUAUUUUGGGAUGCACGAGUUGGCACUAGCCCCACUGUCAAGGUUGAAAAGGCACAUAAUGCUGAUCUUCAUUGUGUAGAUUGGAAUCCCCACAAUGAUAAUCUUGUUCUGACUGGGUCAGCAGAUAAUACUGUUCGUAUGUUUGAUCGAAGAAAUCUCACUUCUAAUGGAGUAGGGUUACCCAUUUAUAAAUUUGAGGGUCACAAAGCUGCUGUUCUUUGUGUGCAGUGGUCUCCAGACAAGUCAUCUGUAUUUGGUAGUUCUGCUGAGGAUGGGCUCUUAAGCAUUUGGGAUUAUGACAAGGUUGGCAAAAAGGUGGAACGUGCUUCAAAAUCUCCUAACACUCCUGCUGGACUGUUCUUCCAGCAUGCUGGGCACAGGGACAAAGUUGUUGACUUCCAUUGGAAUGCAUCUGAUCCGUGGACUGUUGUUAGUGUGUCUGAUGACUGUGAUACCACUGGUGGAGGAGGGACAUUGCAGAUAUGGCGCAUGAGUGAUCUGAUCUACAGGCCCGAGGAGGAGGUUUUAGCAGAGCUUGAGAUAUUCAAGUCACAUGUCAUUUCAUGCGCGUCAAAGUCGUGAUUGAUGAGAUUGGAAGGAAGAAGGCCAGAAUAUUUCCUGGUUAACUUAAUGAGUAUGUUAGAAUGUUAGUGUUGCACUGAUUAUGAAUAUGCUUGAAGACCAGAUUGUUAGUGAUUGUAGAUUUUCUGAUAUUUGAUAUUUUGUGAGUGCUAACACUGAUUGAAGACUGACAUCAUAUACACACACCUGGCUUCACCGGUGUAAAAGUUCUACCCUCCGAUCCAAAGGUUUGUAGUUGAAAUAUUGAAUGAAAGGAUUCUUCCAGGGUACUUCUCGACUUAUGGGUUCUUGUCUGGUCGCUGGAAUUUGGAGCCUCGUUGGCAUGUCUGAAUGUCAUUCUAUAACUAGAUCAAUUCAAAGCUUAAUUGGUAUUUUAGGUUCUAAACUUUUCUUUGAAGGGAUGUUGUUGGCUUAUUUUUGGUAAUUCAUAUGAAGGAUUUAAGACAUAUUUGUAUAUUCAAAUGGUUUUCCUAAUAGAAAUUUGCUUGGGAAGGAAAGCUAAAAGGCCAUUAGGCUUGAAAUUGAUACUACAUAUAUCAAUGAU